Molecule: messenger RNA, 1467 nt
Organism: Lepus europaeus (European hare)
Lineage: Eukaryota; Metazoa; Chordata; Mammalia; Lagomorpha; Leporidae
Product: tripartite motif-containing protein 60-like
Exons: 1
Coding region: 1-1467 (488 amino acids)
Molecular function (GO): protein binding; zinc ion binding
Source: RefSeq, a predicted model, not a curated record
AUGGCCUUGUCACGAGGUCUCGCCUUACCCACCACCUCUGUUCGUGACUCAGUGGAGUUUGAGACAGCACUGGCAGACCUCCAGGUGGAAUCUGGCUGUCCUAUCUGUCUGGAUUAUUUGAAAGAUCCAGUGACACUCAUCUGUGGGCACAACUUCUGUUACUCCUGCCUCAGUUUUUCCUGGAAGGAUCUAGAUGAUUGUUUUCCUUGCCCUGUCUGCCGAUUUUGCUUUCCAGAAAGGAACCUCAGGAAGAACCCCCAGCUCCGUAAUUUGAUUGAAGUUGCUCAGCUUCUUCAGAUCAGAAGGAGCAAGAGAAAGAGGCAGGAAGAAAGGCCUGUGUGUGAAAAGCACAAUCAAUUUCUGACCCUUUUCUGUGUGAAGGACCUAGAGAUUUUAUGUACACAGUGCAGUUUCUCUACCAAACACCGCAAGCACUACAUUUGCCCCAUUAAGAAAGCUGCUGCUUACCACAGGAAAAUCCUAAAAUGUAGCAUUGAGCCCAUGAAGAAUAAUGUGGAACGAGUUGGAAAGGUGAUAGCCCUGCAGUGCAGGAAAUCUGUGGCACUGAGGAAGAGGGUAAAACGCAGGAAACAGGAAAUACACUGUGAAUUUGUGCAAAGCAGGCUGUUUCUACAGCAUGAGCAAGAGGUUAUUCUGAGACAGUUACGAGAUGAAGAGAUGAACAUUUUAGCCAAACUUCAUGAAAACAUUGUAACAUUUUCAGGGCAUGUUUCUACAUUAAAACACCUGCUGAGGGAUGUGGAGGGCCAGUAUAUGAAGCCAGACUUGGAAUUACUCACCCAUGUCAAGAGUAUCCACCACAGAUAUCAAAACCUAAAACACCCUGAACUCUUCACAUUCAGUUUAAAGAAGUAUGGUUUUAGGCUUCCUGUGCAGUAUUCUGGCUUAGACAGAAUUAUUAAGCAAUUUCAAGUAAAUGUGAUUCUAGAUCUCAACACAGCACACCCUCAUCUUCUUAUCUCUGAGAACAGAAAAGCUGUGCAAUAUGGAAGAACAAAGCAAAAUGUUUGCUAUCACCCAAAGAGAUUUUAUCUGUGCCCUGCUGUCCUGGGUGCUAACCAGUUUAGUUCUGGAAGAUAUUACUGGGAGGUGGAGGUGGGAAACAAACCUAAAUGGACAUUGGGUAUAUGUCAAGGCUGUCUUCCUAGGAAUUGGCGGAAUCAGCCCUCAGUCCGAGAUGGCUUCUGGGCAAUUGGGCGAUGCACUAAGAGUGGAUGUGUUGCCUUGGGUCCCAGGAGAACCCAGCUUCUGCCAGUAGCAGGGCCCAGGAGAAUUGGUAUUUUCCUAGAUUAUGAAUUGGGUGAGGUUUCCUUUUAUGAUAUGAGUGACAAGUCUCUUCUCUGUACUUUUCAAGAUUCUUUUACUGAAGCUGUUUGGCCAUAUUUCUGUGUUGGAACAGAUUCUGAACCUCUUAAAAUCUUACCAGUUCCAGAUCAUGAAAGAUAA